UCAGCUGCACCAGUAUUGUUGAAACCAAAAAGUCGUGGUAGAAUAAAGUUAUUAGCUAAUGACGUCAAUGUUAAACCAGCUAUCACACCAAAUUAUUUCGACGAUCCAGACGAUAUCAAGACGAUGAUCGCCGGUAUUAGAACUGCAUUAAGAAUUGGUCAAACAAAGACGAUGCAAGCAUUCAAUUCUCAAUUGUUAAAUAUUACUUAUAUGGAAUGCGACUAUGAGUAUGAUUCUGAUGCUUAUUGGGAAUGCAUGAUAAGAAUACGGUCUUCCACAACCUUUCACGCUUCUGGCACUUGUAAAAUGGGACCUCGUGGUGACCCAACUGCUGUCAUUGAUCCCAAAUUAAAG
Molecule: messenger RNA, 354 nt
Organism: Wasmannia auropunctata (little fire ant)
Lineage: Eukaryota; Metazoa; Arthropoda; Insecta; Hymenoptera; Formicidae
Product: glucose dehydrogenase [FAD, quinone]-like
Exons: 1
Molecular function (GO): oxidoreductase activity, acting on CH-OH group of donors; flavin adenine dinucleotide binding
Source: RefSeq, a predicted model, not a curated record